AUAACUUUCACCUUCUGUUGCCAGACUUGUAUAGGCAGGAUGUCUCAACUCGUGACGGUAAUUCACUUCAGUGGUCACCAGUACCUCCGACACCGCUUGGUCCUUUCCAUCCUGAGCGGAAAGCCUGUCAAGAUUGACAAAAUCCGUCCGGACGACAAGAAUCCUGGCCUUCGAGACUAUGAGGUUAGCCUUCUGCGGCUAUUGGAGCGCGUCACAAAUGGGACAGUCAUUGAAAUUUCGGUCACCGGUACCGCCAUCUUGGUGAAGCCAGGGAUUAUCGCUGGAGGGACUGUUGUUCACGACUGUCCUCUUUCGCGCUCUAUUGGCUACUUCCUCGAGCCAGCUGUGAUGCUUGCUCCGUUCUCCAAAAAGCCUUUGCAGUUGACACUGCGAGGGAUAACUUCCGACGACCGUGACCUAUCUGCAGACCUCAUCCGAACAGUUACCCUUCCACAUCUUCAGUUGUUUGGUAUUUCCGAAGGCUUAGAACUGCGCAUUAAGAAGCGUGGCGCACCACCUUUGGGUGGAGGUGAAGUGCAAUUUCUUUGUCCCAUUGUGAAGCAAGUCAAGACCAUGAACUUCGUCGACCGAGGGAGGGUCAAGCGCAUACGAGGCAUCGCUCAUGCCGUUCGUGUCAGCCCACAGUUCUCUAAUCGAAUGAUUGAGGCUGCGCGGUCUGUCCUCAAUCGCUAUAUUCCAGACAUUUAUUUGUACUCGGACGUUUACAAGGGUGAAGACAGCGGCAAAUCUCCCGGUUAUGCAUUGAGCUUGCUGGCUGAGUCAACGACGGGCGUAAUACGCUCCGCGGAAGCCGUCUCGGUCCCUGGUGGUACCCCAGAAGAUGUCGCCUUGACGGCGUCACGAGCUUUGUUGUCAGAAAUUCGCAGAGGCGGUUGCGUCGACAAGCAACACCAGACCCUUGUGCUACUCAUGAUGGUACUAGGCAGUGAAGAUGUCGGUCGAUGCAAAAUGGGUGAGCCGACGCCUCGAACCAUUCAGUUUCUGCGCGAUGUUCACCAAGCGUUCAGCACGUCAUUCAAAAUCGUACCCGCGGACAAGUCAGAACAGGGGUCCUCGGAACUACUAUUCUCUUGUUAUGGCACUGGUUAUGUCAACGCGAACAGGACUGUCGCUUAGACGCCAUCUAGUCCAACGUCUACCUAUGGUAUAUGCAAAGUUAGGUACAUAUCCAGCAGUUACUUGUAGAUGAUCGCGACUUGGCCGAACUCUGCCUCAUCUCCACUGCCACCAACUAUCCUCAGCCAUUGUUCCAACACCGGCAACCCGACUUCGAACCGCGUACACAGCUCGUCCGUGUGGUGCUCCCCAUCCAGCAAUGCGACUAAGUCUGGCGGAUAUGGUGGUCCCGGGGCCUGCAGCGGAGCCAGCAGUGCGGACGGAGAUCUUGAGAGGCGCGGGCGGGAGAUCGUCGCAACGGAGAGCCCGCCGCUGGAGUGUUCGCUGUCGACCAGAUCUGCGCCGGUGACGAUGUCCGGUGACAUUUUAAUCAGUGCGCGGGGGGAAGGCGGUGUGAUCUGUUGGCCUGUAUGUCGCCGGAAAUAGUCAGCCGUGAUCGUCGCGAUACUGUCUGAGCGCUGCCCGCGCGUGCGGCGAAUAGGUAAUGUCUGUCUCUGGGCCUCGCGAUCUCGGAGUUGUUCGAGAGAGGUCUCUGCUAGGCUCAAUCGUUUAGCGGGCUGUGGUUCGCUUGCGUUGCUUGUGACGAGUUCUGCGCCUGCGGACACCAUCGUUGGUAGAGGCUCUUGUAGACGUGGCCCGCCUUUGACAGUUUGUCCCGCCCUCGUCCUGGUCGGUGUACGACUCAUAUCCGAGGACAGACCACUUUUCUCAUGCGUUGUACCUGGAGUCUCGGCAUUUUUGAUCAAGACUGGCCAGCGGUGGACUCUUCGCAGAAAGCCCUGGGUGUUCAUGAGCAUGAUACAGAGACAAACGCCACCGAGGUCCGUACUUUAACCACCCCGAAGCUGGUGAACCGGCGGACGUCGAUGCCUAGUUCUUGCACGCCGAACUCUUCCAUCCAUUCGAAGAUAGUGAUACCUGGUUUUAGUCGCGAGUACAGGUGCAGUAGCUUCGGCCAGUCGGGAGUAUCCCGAUCUACAGGAUGA
Molecule: messenger RNA, 2123 nt
Organism: Phanerochaete carnosa HHB-10118-sp
Lineage: Eukaryota; Fungi; Basidiomycota; Agaricomycetes; Polyporales; Phanerochaetaceae
Exons: 8
Coding region: 40-1137 (365 amino acids)
Biological process (GO): ribosome biogenesis; endonucleolytic cleavage of tricistronic rRNA transcript (SSU-rRNA, 5.8S rRNA, LSU-rRNA)
Cellular component (GO): nucleolus
Molecular function (GO): RNA endonuclease activity
Source: RefSeq, a predicted model, not a curated record